GUUGAAAAGGCUCUAGGUUAAUUCUUAUUGGUGCGUUGUGAAUGAUUGACAGUCGCAACUUAGUCCCGCCCCCAGAGUCUGACGCAACUUAUGUUUCGCUUGAAGGCUGUGGAGGGCUCGCGUGUAUUCAAGCCAUAGAUGAGUGUGCGUAACUUUGAAAAAACCACACUCACACAACCUUAAUGUUCAUGCAAUACCCUGAGUAUGUUGAUGGCUUGAUCCUUCUAUUAAAACUGUGAUUGGACUUUGGACUUUUGUGCAUUCUUACCGAUGCCCCGUGAUGAUCCCAACUAAGUCAGAACCAAGCAAUACAGUCCAUAAAACUAAUUAACAUUGGUCCUUCGAGCCGGAGAGGUGAUUGCCACAGGUUAAGAUGUCCAAAGCCCAUUCAGAGUCACAGUAUGAGCCUCAAGUCCGUAGUAAACGAUUAUCACGCCCCCCACGCCACUUGGGAGAUUAUGAGGUGGAUUACAGAGGCUUCCAGCAUACAUAUUCACCUACUUCCAGGAUGCAAACAGAGUGCCACAGCCGGGAGUCAGGAAAUGAGGGUGCUGUCGGGAUGACACCCUUCACCAGUUGGCAUGCUACUCACCGCGGUGAUGUUACUGAGGAUACUGGAGAUCAGUAUGAACCACAAGAUGCUCAAACAGUGAUUUGGCAGCUACGAGAAGAGAACAGACGCCUGCAUAAAACCAUUGAGGACCUGCAACACACCUCUGAAAGGGAGGAAACAGACUCAUCACAGUGUCCUGUGCCUUUUCCUCGCACUCACUCAUCGACAAAGGCAGCAAAGAAACCUUCUCCUGUCCCAACUCCACGUCUAAGCAAGGUAGCAGUAGCUCAAAUGAGUGAUCAGAUUUCUAAAGAGACUGGAAAACCAGUUAUGGAUGAUGGAAAGGAAGAGUCAGAAGAUGAGGAGCGAGACUGUGAAAUUAAUUUGUCAGGUGAACUUUCAGAAAUGAAACUGCAGCCCACAUCAAAGAACAGGCAUGUGCGAUAUCAACCAAAUUCACCAAAUCCAUGUACAUUGCAAUCUCAGCACAAGAUGAGUGUACACGCUGCACAAAGCACAAGCUAUGCACAUGACCAAAGACAUAUCCCACCAAAGCCACAAAUACGUGAUCCUUCCCCUGCAGCUGACUUCAGAUUCAGAGAACAAAUUGAUUACCACCCAAGACAACAUUAUCAUCCUAGAGACUUCGUUCCGCGCACUCAUUCUCCUCCCACCAGAGAGAGCAUUUACAGAGGUCCGAGCCCUUCAAUACCAGAUUUCACAGUGGAAGACCCACGACAGUUUGCUAGACUCAAAAUAUCUCUUGACAAUUUGUUGCCGUACGAUGCUACUGAACAGUUUAAAUAUCAAAUUCUGCUUGAGCAUUUGAAAUUUGAAGAGGCCCUUUUAAUUGCUGAUUCCUACAGCAACUCUCGUUAUCCAUACACCCAAACAAUGCAAUCGCUGACUGAACAUUAUGGACAGCCGCAUCAAUUGGCGUUGCAGAAAAUUGCUGACUUGAUGGACGGACCAAAUAUUCGCAGUGGUGACACUCAGGCCUUUCGUAAGUUUGCCCUCAGAGUUCGAGCAUUAGUGGGUAUGCUUGACCAGCUGGAUGAGAAGGGAGCUAUUGAAUUGCAGUGUGGUUCACACGUGGCAAGACUCAUGUCUAAACUCCCUCAUGAUCUCAAGGCUAACUUCAAGAGGUAUGUUCACCCCCUCAGAAACCCAAUUCCAAACCUGCUCGACUUUUCACACUGGCUUGAGUUUGAGCUGCAGGUGCAGCCCACUGACUGUAAACUCAAUACUAGUGAAAUGAGGGGACAAAUUAGUCAGCACAAAGAAGCUCCGCGACAGCGUAAGCACACUUUUCAGACAACAGCCAUUUUGCAUGGUGUGGAUCAGUCAGCAGACCCUCCAGCUGCAAAAUCAUCAGAAUUUCAAAACCCUGGCAAAAUUGUGUACUGUCAUUACUGUGACAAUAAUCACCACUAUCUUAACCAGUGCAAUAACUUCACACAGCUAACCAGUGAGCUCAAAACUAACUGGAUUAAGUCAAAUAAGAGAUGUUGGAGGUGUGGACGGAAACAUCAGGCAGCUCAGUGCAGAUUGAAAGCCACAUGUAAAACUUGCAAUGGCAAACAUCUAACUGUUUUGCAUGACAUCAACAGCAAAUCAACAGAGAUGAAGCACAACCAUGAAAGAUCCCAAGAGAGUCAGAUGCUAUACCUAGAUCGUCCAGCAGGUGGCAGCCAAGUCCUUCUGAAAAUUUGUAAAGUGCUGUUGCGUAAUGGCAAAAAUUCAAUUAUGACUUAUGCUAUUUUGGACGAUGGCUCUGAACGUACAAUCCUGCUUCAUGGUGCAGCACAGCAGCUUAAACUUAAUGGACAGACUGAAACCCUCUCUUUGAGAACAGUUCGACAUGACACCCAAGUCAUACAAGGUGCAAAAGUAUCUUUCACUCUGUCCCCAGCAUUUCAGCCAAGCAAAAGGUUCAAGAUAACUGGUGCCUUUACAGCUGAGAAUUUCGGCUUGGCCAAGCAUUCACAUCCAGUUACCCUUCUGCAAAGGAAAUACCAGCAUCUCAAAGGGCUGCCUCUUCAUGCCUUUUCUCAGGUUCAGCCAUUGUUGCUUAUAGGCUCUGAUCAUCACCAUUUAAUCAUCCCCAUGGAGCCAGUUCACUUUGGCCCACCAGGCGGGCCAGCUGCUAUAAGGACCAGAUUAGGCUGGACACUGCAAGGGCCAGCCAAUGUACUCCAGCACCAAAUCCCAGAGCAUCAAUGCCUUUCACAUCGGUGACUUCCACCUCAUCAGAGCUGUUGCAACAUGUUGAGAGACUCUGGCAGCUUGACAUACUACCAUAUCGCAAUGAGAAGGUGGUGACACGCUCACGUUGUGAUCAGGAGGCCAUCACUCUGCUUGAGACCAAGACUGUAAGGGUAAAUGUAAAUGGAGUGUUUCGUUAUGCUACACCACUUCUGCGAAAAAGGGACAUGCCCGAAUUGAAAGCGCCUAAAGAGUCUGUUCUCCCCAACCUAAGAGCAUUAGAAAGGCGUCUCAGCAAAAGUCCUGAACAUGCAGAGGCAUAUAACCAGGAAAUUGAAAGGCUGGAUCAAUCUGGUUAUGUUGUCAAGCUGGCUGCUGAAGCAGUUGAUCACAGCCCUGAAUCAUGGUACAUACCACAUCACAUGGUACACCAUAAUGGAAAGCACAGAGUGGUGUACAACUGUUCCUUUCAGUACCAAGGCCAUAACCUCAAUGAGUACCUCCUAGCUGGGCCUACCCUCACCUCCACUUUACUAG
Molecule: messenger RNA, 3295 nt
Organism: Carassius auratus (goldfish)
Lineage: Eukaryota; Metazoa; Chordata; Actinopteri; Cypriniformes; Cyprinidae
Exons: 2
Coding region: 374-2791 (805 amino acids)
Source: RefSeq, a predicted model, not a curated record